Pararge aegeria (speckled wood butterfly) is the source of this 2993-nucleotide messenger RNA. RefSeq names its product leukocyte receptor cluster member 8 homolog. Lineage: Eukaryota; Metazoa; Arthropoda; Insecta; Lepidoptera; Nymphalidae. Gene Ontology annotation, cellular component: nucleus. The record is from RefSeq and is a predicted model, not a curated record. Bases 299 to 2485 code for a protein of 728 amino acids. The transcript is spliced from 5 exons.
UGGCCGUUAGUUACCAGUCUUUGGUGAAAGGUUAAUUUUGUGCAUACAUGAAAUAAUAAUUUUAUCAUUUGUGAAAUUUUUUCGUGAGUAUUUCAUGUGAUUGUGUCAAGUUUUUAAAGACUAUGCUAUUAUAUUUAAGUUUAUUGCAUUGAUAGCGUGCUGGUUAGUUCUACGAAGAAUUAACAGGUAAAUUUGUAGAAGCAAAUUGUGGCAAGUCGCCAUCUUGUUCAAGGUUCUAUUUUUGGAACAAGUACUACUACUACAUUAAAUUAAAAAAAGGUCCUACAAGCUAUGCAUCAUGACUGAAAAUACUUCUAAACAACCCCCGAUACAAACUAUGAGUGGCAUGCCACCGGAUCCCAACUCAUGGAUGUACGGUGUCUAUCAGCAAUACAGUGGGUAUCAAGGUGGCAUGUUCCCGCAGUUUUAUAAUCAUCAGUACUAUAACCAAAUGGGUAAUAAUGGUGUUUUUCGUAAUGACAAUCAACAAUAUCACCAAAAUCAACAAAAUAACGACGUGAGGGCCAAUUACGGCCAUCCUCAGUUUUCCAAACCUCCUCCACCUUUGUUAGGAAUGUCUCCGUUUGAUAUGAGUCGUUCGUUUCAUAACCAGUCCCCCAUUAGGUUUAAUCUUACUGGUAAUAGAAAGUCUGCUCCCCUUCCUCCAAAUGAAAACCCUCUUGUGGCUAAUAACAAUAAUAAUGCUAAGAAAAAACGAAAGAAGGGAAAUAAGGCAAAUAACGAGGCAGGGACUUUUAUGAUGCCUCCGUUGCCUGACCAUCCGCCGCCACUGCCCCCUUGUCCUCCACCAGAUCUUCCCAAACCACCACCUCCUCCGCCACUAGACGUUCCCUUACCUCCCCCAAUAGCAACAGAAGACAUUCCUGAGCCACUGGAGGAGCCCAAGUGUGAAAAUUAUAAUGAAAAAGAAUUGGAGAAUGUUGUUCCAAAUGACAACUCUUCAAACUUUUUAAAAUCCUCAUCAAUACAAACAUCAGCAGGAACUUGGCCUGAAAGUUUGGAAAGGUAUAUAAAAAGAUGUUAUGAGAAAUGCAAAACAGGUAUAGAUCGCGACCAAAUUGAUAUAUGUUUAAAGGGCCGUAUUACAGCUGCUGCUAACAAAGAUGAAAUUUGGACGAGAAAUUGGGAUGAUGAGCCUAUACCUAGUGUACAUAGUGAAAGAAAUAGUUUAUCAGUAAAGCCUGUUCGGGGUACACUGUCUUUGUACCAAAAGUGUGAAGCUGUUUCAGAGUUACAUAAGAACAAGCCUUUGGCUGGCAGGAAUUUCAAUACCCAUAAAAAUUCUCCUCAAAGGCGAAGAAAAGCACAUUCCAGGAGUCGCUCUAAAUCUAAAAGUCCACCAAGAAAGAGGCACAGCACAUCAUCAGCAUCUAGUGAUGAGAUUGAAGAGAAAAAGAGUUUUAAGAAUAAAACACGCCAGAAGGUUAAAGAUAGAUUGUCUCUAGAUCAGAAAAAACCAGAAAAAUUUCAGAAAAAUAACAAAAAGAAAGCAUAUAACCAAUUUAAUGUUGAAGAUUUGCAAGGUAAUGCAGAGAAAUUACAGAAGAGAGCGCAAAGAUUUGGUAAUGGAAAUAUUCCCACCAUAGCAAGUUCAGUACAAGCAAACCGUCCUGGUGAAGUAAACAAGAGGCUGGAACCCUGUCUUAAAAAGCCAAUAAUACAAGAUACAGAAGGUGAUUAUGAACUUAACAAUAUGCAUAUAGUUGGGACGUGCACAGACAUUGAGAAGUCCUUUUUAAGAUUGACAAAAGCUCCUGAAGCAUGUGAGGUUCGCCCUGUAAUAGUGCUAAAGAACUCUAUUAAAAAUGUAAAAGAGCGAUGGAUACACCGGCAGGAUUACAGAUAUGCAUGUGAUCAACUAAAAUCAAUUAGGCAAGAUCUAACGGUGCAAGGAAUAAGAGAUAGUUUUACAGUGGAAGUAUAUGAAACACAUGCUAGAAUAGCAUUAGAGAAAGGUGAUCAUGAAGAAUUUAACCAAUGUCAAACACAACUUAAAAUGCUUUACACAGAACUUCCAGAUUGCAGGGCUAAUGAAGCAGAGUUUAAGGCAUAUAGGAUUCUCUACUAUAUAUUUACAAAUAAUACUUUGGAUCUUACUACAAUUUUCCAAUUUCUGUCAAAAGAGGAUAGAGAAAAUGAAUGUAUCAAACAUGCAUUAAAUACAAGAUGUGCGUGGGCUACAGGAAAUUUGCAUAAAUUUUUCAUGUUGUAUAAGACAGCUCCAAUGAUGGCAGGAUACCUUAUAGAUUGGAUUGUGGACAGGGAGCGGAAAAAUUACCUGAAAUACAUCAUAAAGUCCUACAGGCAGAGUGUUCCUGUGGACUUCAUCGUACGUGAGCUGGCAUUUGAAUCAACUUCUAAAGCUUUUGAGUUCUUGAAUCAGUUUCCUCUGUCAUAUACUGGCAAUGAUCAAAGUAAUAUUGAUUGCAAGGCCAGCCUCCAUGUAAUCAAUCAAAACAUCUAACAUACCACUUAUGCAUUUGUGCAAAGUCGUCCUGUUAAAGUAAAAUAUAUUUUGUGUGUGGUAAUGUAAAGGCGCAGUGACAGGGUCAGCAGCUUUGGCAGAGCUUCAGCAGAGCUUCAGCAGUUGUUACAAAGGCCAACAUCAUUAUUCACCUUCGUUGUAAUAGGCACAGGCGGCGUCACAAUAUUUCAUAAUAUAUUUGAGCACCUGAAAAAUUUGGAAUGAGUGGCAGUUUUAGUGAGAAUAUUGAUUUUAUGAAGAACUGCUUUACAUAUGCGUGGGAGCUGCUACAAAGCAAUUGGAGGUUUUAGUGUAUAGACAUUUCAGCAGUGCUAAAGACUUACAGAAAAAGUAAAAUAGUGUUAAUUAGUAAGAGAACUUUUAAAUCAUCAUUGAUGUUGUGUAAAUAUUGGAGUUUUAUAAAUAUAUUGUUCAAAUAGUGUAAUUAAUAAUAGAACUUGUACAUAAAUGUGAUACGCUUUUAAGUCAAUAUAUGAUUUUUAUAACA